Tachyglossus aculeatus (Australian echidna) is the source of this 486-nucleotide messenger RNA. RefSeq names its product neutrophilic granule protein-like. The transcript is spliced from 4 exons. Gene Ontology annotation, biological process: defense response to Gram-negative bacterium; defense response to Gram-positive bacterium; antimicrobial humoral immune response mediated by antimicrobial peptide. The coding region runs from base 1 to 486 and encodes 161 amino acids. Gene Ontology annotation, molecular function: lipopolysaccharide binding. Gene Ontology annotation, cellular component: extracellular region. Lineage: Eukaryota; Metazoa; Chordata; Mammalia; Monotremata; Tachyglossidae. The record is from RefSeq and is a predicted model, not a curated record.
AUGGCCGGUACUGGACGACUCCUGCUGCUGCUAGGGUUGGCCGCGGUGGCCACAGCUGCUCCUCCUGAGGCCGAAAAGAAGUACCAACAGGCCGUCUCUCUCGCCCUCGACGCCUACAACAAAGGCCUGACGAGCAACUUUGCCUUCCGCCUCCUCAAUCCCAGCCCGCUGAAACCCGAUUUUCCCAGAGGCCACCUGAAAUUCCAAAUCAAGGAGACCGUGUGCCCGGUGCCGGGGAACUGCCUGCAGAAGGAGUGUGCCUUCAAAGAGGAUGGGCUGGAGAGAGAUUGUUCCGGAAUCUUCUUCGCCCCGGCCGAAUCCCGGAUCAUGGUCAUCUCCUGCCGCCCCAUUAUCGCUGGCGUUCCCCGCCCGAAAAGAUCCAGCGGCUCUCAGGAGCCGGAUUGGAGCAAAGUUCCCAGCCAGUACAGAGACUUGUAUGAAAAUGCCAAGUACGACAUAAUAGCCAACAUCCUGAGGAACUUCUGA